Molecule: messenger RNA, 1121 nt
Organism: Triticum urartu
Lineage: Eukaryota; Viridiplantae; Streptophyta; Magnoliopsida; Poales; Poaceae
Product: BTB/POZ and MATH domain-containing protein 2-like
Biological process (GO): protein ubiquitination
Molecular function (GO): protein binding
Source: RefSeq, a predicted model, not a curated record
AUGGGUUUGGGCAAGCAAAACCCGGUGGGUUUCGUCCUCGUUGCCAUCUUGACCCUCGAACGAUCGGCGAACCUAAGGGGUGACUGCUUCACCAUCCGGUGCGACAUCAUGGUUGUCCACGACACCAAGGGCGGCGGCGGCGAGGCGCUCCUGCCCGACAUACACCGGCAUUUCGGCGAUCUCUUUCAAACCAAUGUGGGUGCUGAUGUGACGUUCGAGGUCGGUGGCGAGACGAUCGCUGCACACAGAUGCGUGCUUGCAGCCCGAUCUAACGUCUUCAGGGCACAGCUCUUUGACCCCAUGAAGGAGGGCAGUACUGCUACUACAUCCAGUGUCAUACGGAUCGAAGACAUGGAAGCAAGCAUAUUCAGAGCCUUGCUUAGCUUUGUCUACACAGACUCAUUCCCUGCGAUGCACGAGGAUAGCAUGGAGGAGGACAAAAUGUCACACGUUGUGGAGCAUGGACAAGGAGAGGAAGCUGCAGAAGACAAAAUGCCAGAAGCUGCGGAACAAGGACUAGGAGAGGAAGCAGUAGAGGAUGAAACGCGCGUGCAAUGGCUGCAGGACUUGUUUGUAGCGGCAGACAGAUAUGAUCUCCAACGGCUCAAGUUCAUCUGUGAAAAACAGCUAUCUGAGCUCAUAGGUGUCCGCUCGGUGACGUCCACCCUUGCUAUGGCUGAGCGGCACCACUGCCGCGGAUUGAAAGAGGCGUGCAUUAAGUUUAUCCUGGUCCAGUCUCCCUCAUGUUUGCAAACAAUAAUGGCGACCGAUGGCUGGGAGCAUAUAAUCGCGACCUAUCCCUCUGUUUUGAACGAGCUCAUCGCCGAGGUUAUCGAUUUGAACCAGCAGACUCUAUCACUCUUUAGUUAGAUCUGAAGUGACACUGCUAUGCAUAUGUGGGAUCCUCUAGACUAUAGAGGUCGUAGUCCAUGUCUCUUGUUUUUUUUUAUCUUGUCAUCUAUAUAAUUUGCCUGUAUGCCGAAUCAGAAAAAUCCCAACAUAUAGGCAAAUUGUCCCUUCAUGGAAUGGAUGGUCUGUAAAUUCAAAUGCCGAGUGCAAAUUGAUUUGGCAUUGCAGCAGUGUGAAACUUUAGUAGCUACUAGUUGUUUUAUCCGCAUAUA